AUGCAGAGACUGUUUACGUGCCCCCUGAGGCUGUCGGAGAAGCAACCACAGGGCAGCGCUCAUGUUCCAAAAUCCGCCGAAGCCCCAGAAGAAACACCCAUCCAACGUGUACUACAACACGGUCAAGCCAGACUGACUCCUCCCAAUCCAGCCCGCAGUAGCACCACUCCCAAGGCUAACCUUAGCUUCAAGCCAUACUGCCCCUACUGCGACAACAGAAAGCACUACCUCAGCCUGUGCCCGCAGUUCAAAGCACUCUCCACGGCAGACUUUUCUGCAUGGAUCAAAGGCCGAAGCUGUUGGAGAUGUGGACGAAAUCAUCCACCUGAGGCAUGCACUCUGAAGAAACCCUGCCACACUUGCAAGCAGUUACACCUCACAGUGCUGCAUGAAGUGAGCCAGCCCGAGCCGAAGCGGGUUCUAAUGGUCAGCACAUCCCCAGACACCAUCUACGUUGACCGUCCAAGCCGUCCACAACGAGUCAUGCUUAAGCUACUGUAG
Knipowitschia caucasica is the source of this 501-nucleotide messenger RNA. NCBI's taxonomy places the organism in Eukaryota, Metazoa, Chordata, Actinopteri, Gobiiformes, Gobiidae. The record is from the annotation of a GenBank genome assembly.